AUGCACCUCCAAAUUCCACUAUACCUUCUAACAAUCCUCAACGCCGCAACCGCCUGCAACCCCACCCAGCGCGACAUCUCAGGCUCAGAAACCUUCAUCAUAGGCACCGACGGCCCCGCCCCAACCGCAACACUAGGCUUCGCCCUGAACCACAUCGGUCUGGUUACAACAAACCUAGCCGAAAUGAAAACCUUCUACGGCGAAAUCCUAGGAAUGCGCCUCCUCUUCGACGCACACAUCACACCCGAAUACACAGUGACAUACAUGGGGUAUGCGCAAGGCGGACGAAAUGGAACAGGCUUCCAAAGUGGUGCAGAGCUAGCAGCUUCCAAGAAUAAUCUAUGGGGAUUAUUAGAGUUGCAGCAAUUUAAUGUCUCGGAUGAUAGAUUGGUUGCGUCGACUGAGAGGACCAAUACGUUUGGACAUGUGGGUUUGGUUGUUCCUGAUGUUCUUAAGGCGGAGGAAUGGUUUCGAGGGAGGGGAGUGAGGAUUUUGAAGAGUGUUACUGAGCCUCUUGGGGAGGUUACGGGUCCGGUGCCUAAUGCUUUUGGACUUGGGGAGGCUGCAGGGUUGCAUUUGAAGGCUAAGAAGGCGCUUAUUGAUGCUCAGGGGGUUAUUGGGUUGGAUCGGUUUUUGAUGAUUGCGGAUCCGGAUGGGAAUUUGGUGGAGAUUCAGCAGCAGGAUGUUUAG
This is a messenger RNA of Penicillium salamii, 690 nucleotides long. NCBI's taxonomy places the organism in Eukaryota, Fungi, Ascomycota, Eurotiomycetes, Eurotiales, Aspergillaceae. The record is from the annotation of a GenBank genome assembly.